Symsagittifera roscoffensis is the source of this 4549-nucleotide messenger RNA. RefSeq names its product protein dispatched homolog 3-like. The record is from RefSeq and is a predicted model, not a curated record. The transcript has 13 exons. The coding region runs from base 370 to 4359 and encodes 1329 amino acids. NCBI's taxonomy places the organism in Eukaryota, Metazoa, Xenacoelomorpha, Acoela, Convolutidae. Gene Ontology annotation, cellular component: membrane; cytoplasm.
UUUUCGGCUGCUUAAGUUUCAGCCGUACCAAUAUUCAUAAAAAUUGCUUUCUGAAUGUAAGAAAACAAUCAGCGCAGAGCCGCAGACGUAGUAAAAUUCACCUGUUUUGCUGAUUUAUUCGUGCACAUUGAAAGUAAAUUUUUUAGAGUCGUUAAUGUUUUUUGUCUUGAUUCUUUGAGAUAACAUUUUUGCACCAAUACUGAUGUAAGAAAAGCCGAAUUGAAAAGAAAUUAAAUAAAUGAAUUCCACGCCAAAAGUGCAGUCAUUAAAAACAAAAGAGUUAAGUUUUAUCAAAUUUAGACAAGACAUUUUUUACCAGAUAUUAGAGAGAUUUUUAUUUUCUGAUACUUAAGUCAGAGAGCUUGAACAAUGGACGAAGAAGAAAUUGAGGUUAUCGUUUCGCGAAAAGUUCUGAAAAAAGAUCCCAAUAACCUAGCGAGAGAUCCAAGUUUUCCUCGUAUUUUGAAUGUCGGACCAUUGGAAGAACCCGAAGAACGCGGGGAUACGACAGAAGGAACCGAAUCAGAGGAAGUUAAGAGCCCGCCAGAACUCAGCGACAUCCGAAUUGAAAGUCGGAUCCCAUCGGGAAGUUCUCGCGACUCCGGAUGCCUUUCGGAUGAGCCGAGAAGCCAGACGACAUCAUUGUCGAUGCCGGAUCCGGACGAUAUAAUCGUUCGGUACGAGAAGGGAGAGACAAACUCGGAUGAGCAAGUUGUAAGUCGGAUCAGUUUCAUUCGGUACAGUUCGGGUUUCGUAUGCGACGAAGCGGCAGGAGCGAGUCGCGGGGAGCACUCAAUAUCCGAAGCAGACGAUAAUGUUUUCCGAAUGAGUUACGGAUCGCCGGGCGAGUUCACCAAAACAAAAAGCAUUCCAGUUACAAUUCGUAACGCAAAAAUUGUCGAAGAGAAACCUCUCCAUGUCGACCCGUCGGAAGAUGACGAAUCAAAGUCAACUUCGAAUGAACCACUCUCCCUAAAGAAACUAUGUGCUGCGAUUGGUCGCUUGCUCUGCAAGAAGUGGGUUUCAUGGCUCGUGCUUGUAUGGGUCGGAAUCGUUCUGCCAGCAAAAUUCGCGGGAACAAUAGCAUUGGUCGGGUUUCCGGAAGUCGACACAAAAGUGGAUUCGUUCCGAAUCAAUGAUCAUCCUGCGGCUAAAAGUCGAUGGCUGCUACAAGAGAUAUUCAGUCAGGCGCAGCAGUCCAGAGAAGGAGAGAUGCAGUACAGAAGAAAACGGGAUGAUGGCUCUUCUGGUUUUUCGGAAGAAAGCGAUGAGCCUCAAAUGCGAACGAGAAGGUCAAGGUCGAUCUACAGACAGAGAUUCAUAUCUACAAACUUCUACAUUUAUUACACCACAAAGGGAAGAAAGGAAAACAUGCUAACCGAGGACAAGUUGAAAAUCAUUCACGAAUUUGAGAAUGAGUUGGUCUACCAAGAGGAGGGUUUUCGGGACAACUGUCUUAUCUACGUCUACCACGUCUACUCUAAAUACGCGACAGAAAUCAACAGGUGUUUUCCACCGAUGAGCGUGAACGGAUUCUUCUUCCCUUAUGCGUACAUAGCCGUGGAUGAUAAAAACAACACUCGAGUCUUCCACCAAGGCUUCAUUUUCGACGGAAUGGGAUCCCGAAUCACCAACUUCAAUGACUCAUACGACAUUAUGAAGACACAGGACAACUUCUUCUCCUUUUUCGACAAUGAUUUUGACUCGAGGGAGGCAAAAACAACCUACAUUAAAUCCACAAUCUUUCUUGGCCAGCCCUUGCAGGGUUUUAGCUUCAACGAGCAAAGAGAAGCGCAAAACGAAAUCCAAUACGACUACAUUCUGACUCUUGACAAAAUUAUGAACCGAUACGAAAAGAAACACGACAUCAAAAUCUACUACUAUUCAGAAGCGCUUACAGAACACCUGCUAAUGAAAAUAAUCAAAAGCGACAUGAUGAAAACGAUCGCAGCUUUGGCUAUAAUUGCCGCUCUUGUGUUUUGUUUCACUGGAUGCUCGCCAUGGCUCACUUUAUGGACACUAGUGGUCCUUAUUGGAGCCAUGAUUGACAACCUUUUCUUGUAUUAUAUCGUUUUUGGUAUCAAGAAAAUUGGCAUGUUAAACGCGGCUAGUGGAAUUAUUUUGGUAUCUAUAGGUGUCGAUGAUAUUCUGGUAUAUGUGAAUAUUUUCAAAGGCAUGGAUCGUACAGUCGAUAUUGGUGAGAGGAUAGGAAAUACAAUGUACAGCGCGGCUACUUCGACAUUUUUGACCUCAGCGACGACAGCGCUAGCUUUCGCAGGAAGUAUCGUCUCUCCAAUUCCGGCCGUGAAAAGCUUCGGACUUUUCAUGAGCACAAUAGUCCUUGUGUGCUGGCUAAUUGUAGCGCUAAUCAUGCCCGCUGCUCUGGCCAUAAGGAAAGACGGAAAACAGAUAAAGAAAAUCGAGCCAAAUGCACCAGCUGCCACAAACGCUUUAAGUAACAUAAAUUUGACCCCUCCUGAACAAAAACUGGACAAAGAUGAAGUUAAUUCUGAAACAAAAUCAGCUCAAUUUGAUUCGCUGAAAGUUUACCAAAACACACCGAUUGAAAUAGAAAAAACUCAACCAAUGAAAACGAAAGAUGAAAUGCAACCGAAAUUUUCUCCAUCGAGCGCAACUCGCCAAAAUGAUUUCACCCCUUGCAAAGAAGAUGUAAAACUGAAAAUGUUAUGCACACAAGGCUUUAAAAAAUUGUGGCAAUCAGCCCACGAAAUAGCCUUGCUUGUUGUUGAUAAGCUCACAAUUAUCAUAAUAAAAUGUCGAUACGUUCUGAUAGCUCUGUGGAUCGCGUUAGUCGCGACGGCCAUAUAUGGAAUUUUCCACAUGGAAGUCACUUCAGAUGUUCCGAAGAUCUUCAGCGGUGAAAAUCGGUUAGAAGAAGCACUUUUGUUGCGCUCUCAAAACGCCUAUGUUCCAGACAGCGAAUGCUACGAAUGUUCUUCAAUGUAUGUCACGAGCGAUCAAUUCUACAGAGACAAUUUUAACAGCUCGGGAAAUGACGUUAAAACACUGCAGACAAACACACGUUACUUCAGAUCAUCCGAAGAACCAGUGAAGCCUCUAAGUAGCAGUCGACCUCUAAUAGCUGUGAUGCUAGGCAUCAAAAGCUACUCAAUCGAAACACACCCCUUUUAUUACACAGCUCCAUUUGUGAACAUUAAUCUAGAUGAAAAUUUCUUGGAUGACUUCACAACCUACGGUGAAAUGAGCUGGACAGAUGUUCCAAAUAUAGUUGCAGAUGCGACUAAAACAGUGAAGGCGUUAUGUACUCUUUGCAAGGUCAUUGCUGACAACUUUGAACUAGUCCAAGACCGAAGGGGGCAGUGUGUUCCUGAUAUCAGUGAGUUUGACGUUAAUGGGAAUGCAAAUGGAAGAAGAUACAAGAAGAUUUUUGAGGAUACUUUUGACAGUUUUGAUGAGUGUAAAGGACUCCCCGAGGCAAAAAUUGUGAGCGGGGAUUUGGCAAUGGGCACUAUUGGCUACUUGAACGGCAAAUAUCCCGGAUACGUCAUCUUCGUCUUCGAAUCCACCCUCCCCUCCAAGGCCAGCUCAUGGGAAGUUAGAGACCACUUCGUCGAAUGGAGAGACUUCCUCAAAUCAGUAUCCAAGACUUUUGACCCUUCAACUGGUGUCACCAACAUCGAAUUCGCAAGUGACAAGUUCGACGCUGCUUUCAUGGAGAUAGCGGCCAAGAUGGGUUCUUUUUAUAGCAUGGUGGUGGCUAUUUCAACUGUGAUUCUGGUGCUGGCAUUUUUCACAGCCAGUCUGAAGUACCUUCUGGUUAUCAUCACUACUGUGCUCUCCAGUGUGCUCACUCUCUUUGGCUCUUUCUUCUACUUCGGAGUCAAGGUGGGGGCGAUUGAGAUAGUGGGGGCGUCUAUUCUGGUGGGCAGCUCAGUGGACUACGUGUUCCAUCUGGUCGACUCCUACUCCACAUUCAGUCGCAGAAACGAACAAGACGACGAUGAAGAUGACUCAAUGACUUACUUCCAACUGCGCAAGCUGAACUGCCAACGUGCAAUGAACCGAAUUGGACUUAGCAUAAUCAGCAGCAGCCUCACCACCUCCUUAGGCUGCGUGCCCCUCAUUUUCGCCGGCUUGAACCCCCUUCGCGUAUUCGGGAUUCUCAUCAUGAUUUCGUCAUCAUCAGCACUUUUGUUCACACUUUUGUUCGCCCUUCCCCUCCUGGCGAUUUUGGGUCCCGUUGGAUCCCAAACAGGCCUUGUCAGCCGGUCAAUCACACUGGCUAUUGUAAGUGUUGCGCUCGGACUGAUAUUGGCAUUUGUGUUAAUACUUGAAGCAAGCGGAACUAUUACCAUUUACAAUCCAAAUGGUCUUUAAUUUAAAUUCAAUAAUUGCAUUAGUUUCACGAGCUAGAUUGAGGACGAUUGUCAUGAAUUAUUGACCGAAUAAUUGAAAAUUUUCAGCGUAUCACAAAUUUUUUAUUUCCAAAACAAUUGAAUACUGAUUUGUGAUUAGUCAAUGAAAGUUUCAUUUAUUCAUUCCUGUUGUAUUGAGAAACUGCGUUGAG